AUGGCGUUUGUUUUGUAUACAAUACAUAAAUUUGUUGCUGAGAACGUAGACGAGAUCUCGAUAAACGUAGGUGAAAAAGUAGUUAUUCUCGAAAAAGACGAAGGUUACAACGAUGGCUGGUUCCAAGGACGUAAUGAACGAGGCGAAAUUGGUCUUUUUCCAAUCACUUAUACAGCCAAACAUCCACCCAUCCAUGCCAAUCAUGAUAUUGAGACCAGAAUUGGUUCAUUAGAAGACACGAUUUCUAAAAUGAAGUUACCUCAAGACCCACCAGCAUCCUUUAUUGACACGAAACCAGUAGAAGAAUGGACUUCAGAACAAGUGGCGAUAUGGUUAACUAGCUUAGGAUUUGAUAAUACAUUAGCAGAUAACUUUAGAGAUCAAGAAAUCAGUGGCGAUAUUCUGUUAGAAUUAACACUGGACUCAUUAAAGGAACUUCAGAUAACAACCUUUGGAAAAAGAUUCAAGGUUCAUAAUGCUAUCAAUGCACUUCGACAAAAAAAACAAAAGCAUUCAAAUGACACUCAUCCUAUGGAAGCACAGGUUGCUUCACCUUUUCCAGAAAUCAACAGCAAAAAUUCAGUUUAUAAACAACAAGCAUAUCCUGAUGAUGAUGUUGUCUCUAACUACAGUACAGUCAUACGUAAUUCUCAGUUGAAUGACAAGACACAUGAACAAUCGUCCUUUACACCUUCUAUUCUGUCUACAAGAGCCUCUGUAGAUACACCAAGAUAUCCUACUAAACUUCCACAAGACCGUUUUCAAUAUUUACAACAACAGCAACAACAACGCCCUACGUCUCACCAAUUACCGUCUGCCCCUUUAACUGAAUCUACUUCAUCCGAAUGGAAACGUAACACAAUGAACAACCUACAGGAGAAUUCACUUUUACCUACUGGCAACAAACUUCAUUCUAUUUUACCUCAUAAUACCAUACGACGUUCUGAGGACAUCUUGAGUGACGGAUCUGCACAGCCCGAUAUGGAAGGAUGGUUAUACAAACAAGGCGAUAAGUACAAGACAUGGAAUAAACGAUGGUUUGUCUUGAAAGGAAGCAACUUGUUUUAUUUCAAAAGUCCAAAGGCUGUGCGUAUGAAAGGCAUCAUCAACCUAAAAGGUUAUCGUAUCGAAGUCGACGAGACAAUACACCCAGGAAAAUACUGCUUUUUAGCACAUCAUGAACGCGAACGUACUUUCUUUUUCUACACAGAACACGAAAAGCACAUGAAAGAGUGGUUGAAGGCAUUGAUGAAAGCCACUAUUGCCCGUGACUAUACAACGCCUGUUAUGUCUUCAAGCACAGUGCCUACUGUCUCACUUGAGAUGGCACGUAAAAUGAGACCCCGUCCUCCCUCGACAAUCUUUAGUAACGCAAAAGAAGGUUCAAGGGCAUCCACACCACAUCUCUUCUCGGUCGAUGAACAUCCUCAGCCCAUCAUGCCUUACCAACCUGCUCACCGUAUACCUUCUUCCAUGAGUCUACGUGCGCCACCAGAACAAAAGCACACGUCUGACUAUGCUAUCGAUCAACGGAACCGUCUUAAGGAUUCAGGGUUCAACAGUACGCAUCAUGUCAGUGGAGGACUUGCGCGUUCCGUGACGCAAAGUAGCCAUAGUUCUUCUGGAAGACAGAGUGUGUCUACUCUAUCCAUGCAUCGACCUUACCCGUAUCGCAACAGCCUCGAGACAAACACAGCUACAUUUUAUCCUGAUGAAGAAGAUGAAGACUUGAUUGAUCCAGAGAACAUGAGUGUGAUGGAAUCCCAUCGUCCUCCAGAAGAUAGUGAAGAGGAAGAUGUGAUUGACCGCGCAAUGUUAAAACAAGACAGUUAUAUUCAAUGGGUCAAUUCACAUCUUCAGAAUAAGCAUAUCAAGGCUUUAUCUGAAUUAAGUGGAGGAGAUGUCUUGAUUGACUUCUUGAGUAGUUUGAGUCGUAAAGAAAUAGUGAAACCCAUGCCCUAUCCUACACAACAUGCACAAAGAAUGGAUCGUAUUAUUAUUGCUUUUAAGUUUAUGACACUCGAGGGCAUUGAUUUGAAUGGUGUUUGUUCUAUUCGAGGUAAGGCAAUAGAGGGACAUUGGCUAUUCAACUCAUAUGUAUAUAGAUGUCUUGAAUGGCAAUGA
Molecule: messenger RNA, 2124 nt
Organism: Gilbertella persicaria
Lineage: Eukaryota; Fungi; Mucoromycota; Mucoromycetes; Mucorales; Choanephoraceae
Exons: 7
Coding region: 1-2124 (707 amino acids)
Molecular function (GO): protein binding
Source: RefSeq, a predicted model, not a curated record